Messenger RNA from Paraglomus occultum, 666 nucleotides. NCBI's taxonomy places the organism in Eukaryota, Fungi, Glomeromycota, Glomeromycetes, Paraglomerales, Paraglomeraceae. The record is from the annotation of a GenBank genome assembly.
AUGAAGUCAAAGCAAGAGAUAUGCCAACAAAAGCAAAUUAAUCCAUCUUUAAGUAUUACUGAACUAGCAGAAGAAUAUAAUUGUGAUAGAAGCGCGGUUGCGAAGAUUUUGAAAGCGAAGAACGAGUGGUUAUCCAAAGAAUUUACGAGUUACGAAGCAAAGGCAAAGGCUAACAGACCAGUAAAGUUUACGAACUUGGAAGAUGCUUUAAGCAUCUGGACACGUCGGUUUUUUUCUCGAAAUGUUGUAUUAACUGAUAGACUCUUACAACUGCAAGCAAAAAAAUUUGCUGAACUUCUAAAUAUUUCAGAGAGUGAGUUCAAGGCAAGUCAAGUAUUGGAAGCGAUCAACUCUGAAAAAGAAAUACCUCGCCUCAACAUAAAAGAAGCAAUUAGUCUUUGUUCGGAAGCUUGGAGAAACGUAACCCCUCGGACUAUUGUCAAUUGCUGGCAAAAAACCGAAAUAGUACCAUUAACCGAGUGGAAUUGGCGAAAUCCAGACGUACAAGAAUACAAUGAGAAUCCAGAAUUAGUAACUGAUAUUGAACAACUAGUUUCUGACUUUCCUGCUAAUAGCAUGACGGCUAACAAUUACAUUCAUUUUGACGAUACUAUUGAGACAGAAGAGGUUGUUAUCGACGAAAAAGAAAUUAUUGAAGAGAUCUGA